AUGCCGUUGAUAAUAAUGACUGGAAUACCGAGCAGUGGAAAAACAACGAGAACGAAGGAGCUGAGAGAAUUUUUCGAAACCAAAAAGGGUAAAAAAGUGGAAAUUAUCGACGAAGAAGAAAUGAUAAAAAAAGCAAUGUUCGAUAAAAAUAGCUAUUUUGCGGAUUCAGUAAAAGAAAAAUUGAUUCGUGGUGACAUCAAAUCUAACGUUCAGAGACUUAUAUCUCCAACUGAUAUUUUGAUCAUUGACGGUAGUAAUUACAUAAAGGGUUACAGGUAUGAACUUUACUGCACGAGCAAACAGUAUAAAAUAACCCAGUGCACGGUGCAAUGUGACUCGCCUGUAGAAUACGCUUGGUUGUGCAACGAGAAAAGGCCUGACUGUGAACAAUAUUCCAGAGAAAUAUUUGAUGGUCUGGUUCUCAGGUAUGAAGCUCCAAAUGGUCAAAAUCGUUGGGAUUCGCCAUUGUUCAUUAUCAAUCCAGAAGAUGAAUUGCAAUACGAAGAAAUUUACGCUUCUCUGUACAAAGUUAAAGCUCCAAAGCCAAACAUGAGCACGCAGUCUCAACGAUUAUCAGCUUCAAAUUAUUUAUAUGACAUGGAUAGGAUAACUCAAGAAAUCGUUAAUGAAAUAGUAUCAGCCAAACAGUUGGGAAUCGAAAGUAACAUAAAAAUUCCAAAAUAUAAUGUUGUGCUCGAAAGUUCAGGAGGUAUAUCUGAGUUAACGAGAUUAAGGAGACAGUUUUUAACUUAUAGUAAGAUGCAACAAACGGAGACUGAUAAAAUACCUUCAUUAUUUAUACAGUAUCUAAAUAAAAGUUUAUAA
This is a messenger RNA of Copidosoma floridanum, 825 nucleotides long. RefSeq names its product protein KTI12 homolog. NCBI's taxonomy places the organism in Eukaryota, Metazoa, Arthropoda, Insecta, Hymenoptera, Encyrtidae. The record is from RefSeq and is a predicted model, not a curated record.